Messenger RNA from Drosophila sulfurigaster albostrigata, 1917 nucleotides. RefSeq lists its product as uncharacterized. NCBI's taxonomy places the organism in Eukaryota, Metazoa, Arthropoda, Insecta, Diptera, Drosophilidae. The transcript has 7 exons. The record is from RefSeq and is a predicted model, not a curated record. Bases 58 to 1155 code for a protein of 365 amino acids.
CGAACGAGUUCAACGAAUAUUUCUUGUGCUUGAAAGACACAAAACAAAUCGAUCAAAAUGUUCAAGAGUCAUUUGGAAAUGAUUGGGCGCAAUGAGAGCCCCAGCAAGAAGGCCAAGUUCUGGCAAUCCUACAUCAGAUCCCUGAAGGGUUCCGAGGAUAUCCGUGCCCAUGAAGCACCAAAACCCUCUCGCCCAUACAGCUCGUACCUGGAUUCGCCCACAUACAGGAGCAUCUACGAUGAGCCCUCCACCGCCAACGAGCGUGUGCAAUCUUCUGGCUACAGAUACUUGCCAGUGAGCCGUGACACCUACGGCUACUCGCCACGUGCCAUCUACGAUCAUCAUUACAGCAGAACAAUUCCAGCUAACUACGAUGCAGAGAAGGCCUGGAAUGAUCAUUUGAAGCGCAUGCAAGAGAUUGAGCGCAGAUACCCAUCUCGCUAUGGUCUCUACUUGAAGGACAAGCCACUCACACCUAACUCCCUGGUGCCUUUGGAAUACGAGCCAGAGGACAAGCUGUUGGCUGAACUCAACAAGGCACGCCGCUCGGCCUCGCCGUUCCGCCCCGCCCGCACCACUCGCGCUGGCAGCGAGCCUUAUGUGCCACCACCAUCGUACUGGAAUCGCGAUAGCAGCGUGCCACGUGGACCAUCUGUGUUCGAUCGUGCCACCAGCCUGGCUCCAUUCACGCGACCAGUCUUCCGUGCCAGCUCGCUGGAACCUUUGGAUGAACUCUUUGAAAGUAAGUUGCCCACAAUCGCUGAGGCGGAGGGAGCCGGUGCAGCCGAUGCUGCCGCUCCUGCCAGGCCAAGCAUUUUUGAGCGCGCCGGCUCGCCUAGUCCCACUCCUGUUAAAGCCGGUCGCUGGGGACCUCGUCCCACUGAAGUCGCCUACGAUGCUGAGGGACUUCCAAUCUUCCAUCCACGCAACCGCUUCAGGGAUCUGUUGAGCCCCAGCCCCAACUUGCCCAUCUCGUCGAUUGUGCGCGAUCCCUUCUGGUGGGAUGUGGAUGAUCUGGUGCCCUUCCGUGCCACCUCGGUGCCCCGUGCCUCGAGCCCCGUGGCCCGUGAUUCGUAUUUGUCGCCGGUGAAGAAUCGUUAUCUGUGGUCCAAGCAUCCAGCCAGACCCUUGACACCUCACCGCUCAAUUUUGUAAACGAACGAAAACGAAACUUAACAAGAUCAACAACUACAACAACGAAUGCAUCAAUGGGGUCCCCAAAACAACGACUAGCUUUGGUUUCUGUCACAACAACAACACCAAACGGAAAUCAGUGAAAGUAGCUAAUAUAAAUGUAGUCUCAAAAUCCUCUACAACGAUUGAAUUUUUUCAAAACUGUCAGCCCCAUAACAACCGGGGCUGUCUCCAACUAAAUAUUGCCAUCAAGUGCGUACUUCCCGUAGUAAAAAAGAAACAACAACAUUAAUAAUAAUAAAAGAAGAUGAAGAAUGAAACAACCAAAGAACAACAUAAUCUACAACUCUCAAUAAAGUUUUUAUUUUCAAUUUUUUAGCUCAUGUCUUAGUAUUAAGUGCAAGUAUAUGAAAAAAAAGAAAUCGAUUUACAUUUAUUAUAAUAAAAAAUAACAAAUCACUUAUGCGACGCUCUAGAACAACCCGAGCGCCAUAAAUUGUUCCUUUUUUGUAUAUUUUAGACGCUAUAGUAAUAUAAUUACAUGUAUUGAAAACCAAACUCGAAUUUCAAAUAUUUAAACGUUUGAUCUUUUGAGCUCAAUUUGAAACUAAUGCUGUUAGGAUACACGAACCUUUCACUGCAUAUGCGAAUAUAAACUUAUAUCUGCCAUAAAUAAAUGCAGCAAAUGCGGCUAAGCUUAUUUUCAAUUUGUAAUAAAAACUAAAAAAAAAAAACUAUAAAAUUUUGGAAAAAAAAAUAAAAACACUUCUAAAAACCUAAUAA